This is a messenger RNA of Daphnia pulicaria, 878 nucleotides long. RefSeq names its product cuticle protein 18.7-like. The transcript is spliced from 2 exons. The record is from RefSeq and is a predicted model, not a curated record. Gene Ontology annotation, molecular function: structural constituent of chitin-based larval cuticle. Lineage: Eukaryota; Metazoa; Arthropoda; Branchiopoda; Diplostraca; Daphniidae. Gene Ontology annotation, cellular component: chitin-based extracellular matrix. Bases 100 to 732 code for a protein of 210 amino acids.
AACGCAAAUAACCACCAAGUAUAUAAAGCCCCUUUGCCUCUUUAAUUUUCGUUAAUUCAGCUCCAAAUUACUCCGGCUAACAAUCACAAGCGAAUCGACAUGAAAAUCUAUAUCCUCGCCGUUUUUCUUGCCUUGGCCUGCGCCGUCUCUGCCCAGAUCCCGGCCGGUUGGAACUACAACCCGUACCUUUACUUCCCUUACUCCGCUCUCCAGCCUCCGGCACAAGAGACCGCCGAAGUAGCAGCUGCUCGGGCCGCUCACUUGGCAGCCCACGCCGCCGCCCGCGGUAAAAGAUCCGUCGAAGACACCCCUGAAGUGAAGGCCGCCACCAUCGAACAUUACCGGGCCUACAACGCCGCUGCUACCGCCAACGGAAUGCCGAUGGCCUUCUUGCCUGCCCGUUAUGCAAAUAUGCCGUUUGCUAUGCCUCAGCCAGUCCAGGAGACUCCUGAAGUUGCCGCUGCCCGUCGAGCUCACUUAGCCGCUCACGCUUUGGCCGCCGCUCGUGGCAAACGAUCGGUUCAAGACACCCCUGAAGUGAUGGCCGCCACCAUCGAGCAUUACCGGGCAUACAACGCCGCCGCUGCUGCCAAUGGAAUCGUGGCCUACCUGCCCGCCAGAUUCACCAACAUGCCUUGGGCUAUGCCUCAGCAAGUUCAGGAGACCCCCGAAGUGGCCGCAGCUCGUCGCGCUCAUAUGGCCGCUCAUGCUUUGGCCGCUGCCCGAGGUUAAUAUACGGUUAUCUUUGAAAAAUCACGGAGAGCAAAGUCUGUAGAUUGUCUUAGCUACUCGAAAGCCACCUGAAAACUUUGAAUUAUCCCUCAUGAUUAUGAAUUUUACAAUUGGAAAAAAUAAACCGUACGCUUCUUUUUCAUAAA